CAACAACAACGACAAUGGCUCUUACUACAACAACCACAGCUUCCCCAACUACAACAACCACAGCUGCAGCAACAUCAACACCUGACCCUCUUACCUAUGUCAUAUCAGCAACCUUGCAAAAUGAGAUCUUUACAGAUGAGUUGCUAAAUCGCACCAGCCCUCGAUUUCAAGCACUUUCACAAAUGGCUACAGGCCGUUGUAAUCAAAUAUAUCGAGCAAGAUUUGGUUCUGACUUCGACCAGUGCAUUGUGAGACAAUUCAGGGCUGCUCCAGCUCAACAAACACGAGUGGAUGGAACUGUGGUAGAGUUUUCAGUUGUGUUCAAUCGGUCUAUCCCCAAUUCAGCACUCCCAAUGAAUACUGCUGUUGCUCAAACCUUAGUUGAUGCUGCAAAUGCAUCAAACACCUUCAAUGUGACCUUUGGUGCCUCUUCAGUUGCAUUAGUAUCGGGUCCUGUUCCUGACCCUACAACUGCUGCAACAACAACAGCUGUAAAUACAAUUGCUUCAACAACAGCUGGAAUGACAACUGCUGCAACAACAACAGCUGUAACUCCAACUGCUGCAAUGACAAUUGCUGCAACUACAACAACCAUAGCUGCCCCUACAACAACUACAGCUUCCCCAACAACAACUACAGCUGCUCCAACUACAACAACCACAGCCGUCCAAACAACAACAACCACAGCUGCAGCAACCUCAACACCUGACCCUGUUACCUAUGUCAUUUCAGCAACCUUGCAAAAUGAGAUCUUUACAGAUGAGUUGCUAAAUCGCACGAGCCCUCGAUUCAGAGAGCUUUCAGGAAAAGUUACAGCUCGUUGUAAUCAAAUAUAUCGAGCAAGAUUUGGUUCAGACUUUGACCAGUGCAUUGUGAGACAAUUCAGGGCUGCUCCAGCUCAACAAACACGAGUGGAUGGAACUGUGGUAGAGUUUUCAGUUGUGUUCAAUCAGUCUCUCCCCAAUUCAGCACUCCCAAUGAAUACUGCUGUUGCUCAAACCUUAGUUGAUGCUGCAAAUGAUUCAAACACCUUCAAUGUGACCUUUGGCGCCUCUUCAGUUGCAUUAAUAUCGGGUCCUGUUCCUGCAACUACAACUGCUGCGACAACAGCUGUAACUACAAUUGCUACAACAACUGCUGCAAUGACAACUGCUGCAACAACAACAGCUGUAACUCCAACUGCUGCAACAACAACAGCUGUAACUACAAUUGCAGGAACGACAAACAACACUUCCUUCAGAUCUUUUAAUCCAUGGAUCACUUUAAUGCUGCUUAUGUUAGCCUAUGUUACACUAAUUUAAUAAAUUAUUAACAACAACAACUAUUCUACUGGGAUAGAUUCUUCUAGGAUAUAUAUCAUUUAUAUACUGUUGUAUACACAGUUUCAGAAGCUGUAUAUACUAUUGGUUAUUUCAAAAAGUCUUUCACAACUUUUAAUUUAAUUGGAUGACCCCCACAGAAACAGUGUAACCCAUGUACAUUGUUAUUUACUCUGUUGCACAAACACAAAAAGUGUUGUAUGGUUUUGAAUAAACAUUGCACAUUUAACUUUGGACCGACUGAACACAUUGAUGACAGUGUAUUAAUAUGGCUGUCGAACCAAACACAUUUGUGCCAGUGAACGCUGAGGCUCUUGAGCUGGACAGAAAGACACAAUAUAAAAUAAAUAAAAUACAUUUUAUUUAAAAUAAACAAAAUAAAAGCAUCAUUGCACAAUUAAUGUUUGCCCGCUUUUGUUAGUCUUUCAAAAGACCAUUAAAUAUGCUGGGUUUUCUUUUUAAAUUUAAAAUAAUUUAAAACACUUUGUAGUUACGCUUUAAGUUCACUUGAUAGCAUAGCAGCAUAACAUAGCAUGGCAAAAAACACUUCCACAGAGAGCAUACUGUAAAGGGAACAAAUAAAGGAACACAUGUAACUAGUGGACUGCACACCCCAACAAUGAACCAAUGCCUGAAGUGUAAUCAAGGGUCAUGGUAUACAUGAUAUAUAUGUCAUAACAAUACACUUUCAAUUUUCUUGUUAAUGCAAACUGUAUUUAUUUAAUUGUUCAUAGCUGUAUUCUGUGAGAUUUCUUAUGCUAUUAAUACUUUCUGUCAAUAAGGUUAAAAUGAUCAGAAUACAAAAUAUUUAAAGAACUUAAAUUGUCUCUUGUGUCAUGUCUUCCAGUCUUGGUGGGUAAAAAAAAUGCAUGUUUUAUGUUUUUAUUUUUUAAGUUUCUCAAAAGUUGUUCCCACUGUAAUGGAAUGAACAUGUAUGUUAAUUCAACACAUGCACAGAAAUCUAUUAAGUAUAAGCAUGUUCAUCAUAUUGGCAGAAAAGAGAAAUCAGGCAGAUGAAAUUCCGUGAAAUUAAAUCAGAGUGGCAUAUCACCAACAGAAAAUGGUACUGGUGGUAGAGCCAUUCCGGGGCAUGAUUUGUAGCUCUGAAUUCUAUAUUGUUUAUUGGUUUAUUUUACUGUGGGGUCUUUAAUGGUCAUGUUAGUAGUGGCAUCAUUCUCUCAUGAACUUAUUGAACCCUGGCUGACAUGCACUGGCUGGUGGUAGUGGUGAGUAUGGUCGAGUGCAAAGAAGAGGCUGCUUGCUUCAUACACUGGAGGAGAAAAGGCAAACAACUUGCCAGCAUGAUUCAGAACAUGAAUUUGAAAUGACUCUAGAGAUGACAGUGACUUGUACUGCAAAGAAAAAACGUAGGAUUCAUCAAAAUAAA
Molecule: messenger RNA, 2706 nt
Organism: Acanthopagrus latus (yellowfin seabream)
Lineage: Eukaryota; Metazoa; Chordata; Actinopteri; Spariformes; Sparidae
Product: mucin-5AC-like
Exons: 7
Coding region: 15-1301 (428 amino acids)
Source: RefSeq, a predicted model, not a curated record